AGUUUUCAGACAAAUCUAAAAAAUCCACUUCGGAAGGAAAAAAUAAAUGAUUUCAUCAUCAUAUCUUCCAAAAAAUCAGUGGCCAACCAAAAACCAUGGAGCAAUCAGAUUAUUCAUACAGCUCACUCCCUAACGAUGUGGCUCUCAAAAUUGCUUCUUCCCUUGAGGUGCCGGAUCUUUCCUCGUUGGGCUCUUGCUCUCGGUUUUGGCGAGAGUUAUGUGGGUCGGAUUGUUUAUGGGAGUCACUUGUCAAAGAAAGAUGGCCUUUUUUAUAUGCAGCUGUCUUGAAAGACCCCAUCAAGAGCUGGAGGGGAUUUUACAUAAAGCGGCACGAGGAGAAGAGGGGUCAGGCUGUAUCUGUUAUUAAAUUUGUGGAACGAUGUUCCGAAUCUGAGUCACUCGAGGUUAAUGACUAUCUGAAAGCAAUCGUAUGCCUCGAAACAAUGCAGUUUGGAUUUAAAGAUGUUCAAAUGUUACUGUUCAAACCAAAGCUGAAUGUUUUGCUUAACCUGGUUGGACUACACUACUGCCUUAACUUUCUUCAAGUGCCGGCUUCGCAUGUCGUGGAAUCACUUCAGAGUAGCAAGAUUUCUGAUCGUCAGGUUUGUGUCAAAUGGUGGAAGCUUGGCAGAUGGUUCUAUGGCUUCCGCAUGCGAGAUGAAUCUCAUUCUCGUUGCGUCUCCCUGGAAGAUCUUUUGACAGCAAAAGACCAGGAGGUGCUGGGGGUACUCGACCGAGGAGCCAUUCAUGACGUUUUACGAGUUCAGAUAUCCUUUCCUAAUUAAACAAACAAUCUCUGGUCUAGUCAAAGCCCACACUGACUGGGUUAGAUAAUUGGACAACGAUGAGCAGUUGUUAAUAGUGUUCAUGUCAUCAUUGUAUAAUUUAUAGUAGGUAUGUAAGUUGAUGUGUGUGUGUAGAUCUACUGCAUGCUACUAGUAUUUAAUAUAUUUGUUGUGUGAUCUUUGUUAGUUGUACCAAUGGGGAAUUCAGUAGCAUAAACUGAAUAAAAAACUUGAGAUUCUGAUCUGUUUCUUCCAUGGUUUCAUCCUUCCAAAAUUUGUUCUCAAGGAAACAUAGGAUCAAAUGAUUUGAGUUAAUUUAAAUAUUUAAUUGUCUCAAU
Molecule: messenger RNA, 1123 nt
Organism: Durio zibethinus
Lineage: Eukaryota; Viridiplantae; Streptophyta; Magnoliopsida; Malvales; Malvaceae
Biological process (GO): SCF-dependent proteasomal ubiquitin-dependent protein catabolic process; protein polyubiquitination
Cellular component (GO): SCF ubiquitin ligase complex
Molecular function (GO): protein binding
Source: RefSeq, a predicted model, not a curated record